AUGCGUCUCAUAGACACAAGAACACUCGAGCUCGGAUGGUUCAAUGACAAUGAGAUCCCUACCUACGCGAUUCUCUCCCACACGUGGGGUCCGGACGAAGUCAGCCACCAAGAAUAUGUUUGGAUCAACAGAGCCCGCGCACUCUCAGCAUCAUCGUUGCCAGCCUCUUUAUCGCAGAACGAGCAAACAUAUCUCAUGUUGGCCCUGGAAAUGAUGAUCCGAGGAAACUCUGGGGCGUUGUCAGGUACCAUAUCGGAAAGCGAUCUCAUGAAGCGUGUAGGCUACAGCAAAAUCAUCAAUGCAGCCGAGCAAGCGCGAGGCCAGGGCUGCAACUAUCUUUGGGUAGAUACAUGCUGCAUAGACAAAACGUCAAGCGCUGAACUGCAAGAAGCCAUAAAUUCCAUGUAUCGCUGGUAUAGGGACGCAGAAGUGUGCAUCGUGUAUCUUAGCGACAUUGCCAAAAACCACGGCGACUUCAGGACCGCCUCAGAAAUCGCGAGAUGUGCUUUUGCGAAUAGCAGAUGGACGCAACGCGGAUGGACUCUUCAAGAGCUCAUAGCGCCUGUUGUAUGCCGCUUCUACCUCCAGGAUUGGACAUUGAUGGGGGAGAAGGUCGAGUUUUUGAAAGAGCUUUCGGAUGUGACUAACAUACCGAUCCAUAUUCUUGAGGAUUCCAGAUCACUUUGUGAAGUCUCAGUGGCAGAAAGGAUGUCUUGGGCUGCGCAUCGUCAGAGCACGCGCAUCGAGGACGUAGCAUAUAGCUUACUUGGUAUCUUCGGUAUCCACAUGCCGCUUUUGUACGGGGAAGGCGAAAAGGCCUUCAUUCGGCUACAGGAAGAGGUACUCAAAACGACCGACGACUACUCGCUGUUCUCGUGGCGCGCAAAUGAGUCACGACAGUCCACAUACCGGGGCUUGCUUGCACGGAGUCCGUCUGAGUUCCAGCACUGUCAUUCUAUCGAGCGUGAGAGCGUCAUGUCCACCUUUCCCAUCGCCUCGACACCCAUAGGUCUCUGUGUCCAGCUUGAGUUCCUACCUGAUGCAAAUGACAAGAGCCGUGUACUGGCUAUGAUCCGGUCAAGCAAUUCAAUGAGCCAGCGCUUAGCCAUCACAUUGAAAUGUCUGGAUGACGGCAUGCAAUACGCACGUGUUGAUGCUGGAACCCUCACUGCAAUCGAUGACUGGCCAACAGGCCAACUAAAGACCAUCUACAUACGACAGAAACUCUCCAUCCCCCCAAGUUUCACAACCACAGACUUCAAAAGCUUCCACAUCCAACGUCGCAUAUCAAAUCAAAUCACACCAGCAGUCCGCAUAAUCAGCGUCACACCCCGCGCUGCCUGGGACGAGGCUUCUCACGAACUCCGCAUCCCCGAAAACGUCACCGAGUUCUGGGGCGCCCUCCUCCUCCGCGUCCAGUCAGCCACAUAUGCGCAUUCCCUCAACUACCCAGUCGCCUUUGGCUUCAACCGCGCAACCAGCCACUACUGGUGCAAAGCCGUCUCCGUACCACAACAAUCGCAGAACGGCUACUCAAUCGGAACGUGGCCUCAAGCUGUCAAAACGCGCAUCCCAGACUACGUGUACGACCCGCUGCGCGGCAACGACGUGCGAAGCGACAUGUUUCUCGUCGGAGACAGCGACUUGGCUAUCAACAUAAGCAUUAGCGCUGGUUUAUGUGGCGAUGAUAUCGCACUGAAAGUUUACAUCGAUGGACUGGUGCAAUGGCAAUGA
Messenger RNA from Bipolaris maydis ATCC 48331, 1734 nucleotides. The record is from RefSeq and is a predicted model, not a curated record. Lineage: Eukaryota; Fungi; Ascomycota; Dothideomycetes; Pleosporales; Pleosporaceae.